Molecule: messenger RNA, 1913 nt
Organism: Gadus macrocephalus (Pacific cod)
Lineage: Eukaryota; Metazoa; Chordata; Actinopteri; Gadiformes; Gadidae
Product: neurexin-2-like
Exons: 2
Coding region: 1116-1874 (252 amino acids)
Source: RefSeq, a predicted model, not a curated record
GUUUGGAGCGCGUGGGCUUCCCCACUGACCGGCGCGUAACGCGUAUAGUUCAGUCGGGUGUGGAGUCAAGUAUGACCGCUUAGUUAGCUCAGUUAUCACCGAUUGUAAGCUACACGCUUUUUCGAUCGGAAGAACUAAUCGGUUUCUCGGAGUCUCGCGGAGGUGGAAAAAGGCGGGGCGUGUCACAGUGUCAGCGGCCCUCCUUGCACGGUCCUGCUCGGCGUGUCCUGCUGCUGCUGUAGCGUCUGCUCCGCGAGACCGCAGGUGGAACGUGUUCGCUCGUGACGUUCACAUCUGCUCGCGCUGGAUAACGGACCCUAUUACCCCCAGAAGCGCGAGGCAUUUCCAGGGAUAUUUACCACGCGAGUCUUGGAGAAUUAUUCAUAGGGAUUCCGCGAGAACACAAACACCCAGGAUGAGGGAACCCAGGAACCCGUGCAAGGAUCGGGUCUGACGAUUCGGAGAGGACGGCCGAUAAACAUGAGAGCACGUCGCUGUAACCCUCUGCCCUAUUCGUCCUCGACAUCCCCCCUCUGCCUUCCUGCGCACUCUCACUGAUCCCCGCGUUCCCAAAGGAAGAAUAUCGGAUAACUGAGAAAAGAAACUGCAAACAAAUCCAGGAGGUUUUUUUCCACCAGCGUUGGAAUUCAAGAAACUAGGAUUCUAUUUUCGGCUCGAGUUUGUCGGCUUUGCCUAAAUUAGCUCAUCCCUUGCUCCCGUCGCCCCCCCCUCUCUCUUUUCCAUCUCUUUCUCUCCCUCUCUAGCCCUUCUUCCUCUCCACACUCAUUAAAACUCCCGCCGUAGGCCUCGACCAAUGGAGAGACAGAGGAGAGAGUCAGGAUAAGGAAGAGAAAUAGAGCUUUGAAAAGGGGAAAAGAAAAACUGCUGAUUGGUUAGAAAUUGGAAAUUGGAAUCUUCGAAAUAGCGAGGAACAUUUUGGCCCAGUAACCUUUCCAAUUUCACUUUGGUAUUAAAUACCAACUUUUUCAAACGCCACUCUAGACACUCCCAAACUCAAUUAACGAAUUUGUCGGGUCGCUUUUUUCCUCGAAUUGGGAGCUUCUGACGGCGGCCGUUCUCAAACACACGCACCAGCCCCGAGGGGGACGCUGAGCAUGACGAGGGCUGUGCCGUCCCUGCGCUGGCCCCUGUGGCCCCUGGCCCUGCUCCACCUGCUCACCGCGGUGAGCCCGCUGGAGUUCGGCGGCGCGCCGGGCCAGUGGGCGCGCUACAGCCGCUGGGAGGCGGGCUCCGUCGGCGAGCUGAGCUUCAGCCUGAAGACCAACAUCAGCAAGGCGCUGGUGCUCUACCUGGACGACGGCGGCAACUGCGACUUCAUGGAGCUGCUGGUGGCCGGCGGGCGACUCCACCUGCGCUUCGCCAUCCACUGCGCCGAGCCCGCCUCCCUGCACAUGGAGACCCCCGUGGACGACGACCGCUGGCACAUGGUGCUGCUCACGCGCAACUUCCGCGAGACCCUGCUGAUGGUGGACGGCGAGACCAAGGUGGCGGAGGUGAAGUCCAAGCGGAAGGAGAUGGCGGUGGUCAGCGACCUGUUUGUGGGCGGCAUCCCGCCCGACGUGCGCCUCUCGGCCCUCACGUCCAGCACGGUCAAGUACGAGCCCCCGUUCCUGGGCCUCAUCUCCAACCUGAAGGUGGGCGAGAUGCCCCCGGCGCUGCUCAACAGCAUGGGCAUCCAGAGCGACCUGGAGUACAUGUGCACCAAGCAGAACCCCUGCCUCAACGGGGGCUUCUGCUCCAUCCAGUACGGCGAGGUGCACUGCGACUGCACCCAGACGCGCUACAAAGGGAAAUACUGCAAGGAAGGUAGGACGCCCUGCUUUCUGUCUUCAGCUGUGUGGUUUCUUAAAUAGGUCCCAGAGUUCUUGCUGUCAACGGGUCGUUUCCAAGAG